Oikopleura dioica is the source of this 753-nucleotide messenger RNA. Lineage: Eukaryota; Metazoa; Chordata; Appendicularia; Copelata; Oikopleuridae. The record is from the annotation of a GenBank genome assembly.
AUGGAAGAAGCCAUCGUUAUUAAAGACUCGCCAACUCGCAAUCCGGAUUCUGGCGUCGACUACACAGUUGAUCUUUGCUCCUCUGAUGAUGAGAUAUUGGAUGGAAGGGAUUUCCAGGAUAUAUCAAUCUCCGAUUCCGAUUCCAGUGAACCUAACUUUAGCCGCACUGAAGAAUUGACCGACUGCAUAGUCAUUUCAGAAUCAGAUGAAGAAAUGCCUUCCACAUCGAAAAGAACAAGAAUUCUUAGAGAAAUUGCGCCCACGACCACAAGAGACGAUCAUCAUUCAUCUUCGUCGUCUGAUGAAGCUCCUGAGCGGAUUUUUCGACCAGGGGCAGAGAUUGCUCCUUCUGGCUUACAGAAACUACAGUCGAGAAAAAGAAAACGCGAAGACACCCCACCGAAAGAAGAGCGGCCUAACUUUAGAAUUUUCGGAAGCAAAAAGAAGUUGGACUUGUCGACGAAGAAUAUGAAAGACAAACUAAAUCCAAGAGUCCGACAGGCACUGACUGCAGGAGCCCGAGAAAAUACCGAAGAUGAUCGUCUCAUGGAGAUGAUUGCACAAGCCGAGAAAAGGGGAGCGAUUAGAAAGUUUCAACGAAUGACAGAUUAUCAACUCGUAAAUAUUGGUGCGAAAUUUGGCCUGGGAAGUUCGCGAAACACUUUGCGGACGAAAGAUAGAAAGGAACUAUACAUUGAGCACCUAUCAAGAAUCGAAGCUUACAAAAUUUAUGCCAAAAAGGCCUUCCAGUAA